Messenger RNA from Rotaria sp. Silwood2, 201 nucleotides. NCBI's taxonomy places the organism in Eukaryota, Metazoa, Rotifera, Eurotatoria, Philodinida, Philodinidae. The record is from the annotation of a GenBank genome assembly.
AUGUUUCAACUAAAUGUUCUUAUUGAUGCAUCUGUAUUACUAUCAAAUGUAAUGUCAUUACUUGAUAAUAAGUUUGUUGAUUUCGUUAAAGAAGAAGCCGGUCAUGCUGCUGUCGCUCUACUUAAAAUACAACGUAUUAGUUGUGUAAAAUCAUUGUUGAUGACAGAUAAUGUUUAUUCUAUUUAUGGACGUGAAGAGUAA